Molecule: messenger RNA, 5731 nt
Organism: Periophthalmus magnuspinnatus
Lineage: Eukaryota; Metazoa; Chordata; Actinopteri; Gobiiformes; Gobiidae
Product: FH2 domain-containing protein 1-like
Exons: 14
Coding region: 315-4319 (1334 amino acids)
Source: RefSeq, a predicted model, not a curated record
UCGGCGCAUGCGCAGUGCGCUCUGUCUGUGGCUCUUCUCAGUGCUGCGGCUCGUCUCGUUUGUGGCGGAUGCUUUUCGCGUUUUCUCCACAUUUCAACACUUUUCUGUCCGUUUGAAUCGGUGUGAAUCGUUUUGAAUCGUUCAGAGCCGAGUCUGCGCAGCCAGAGCCUCCUGAGCCUGUUCUUGGACCUCGUCUUCAGAUCAGCCCAAUGUUGUGUCACCUCCAUCUUUAAACCAAUCAGUAUGAAGAAGAGGCCCCUGCCCUGUCACAAGCCCCGCCCACUCCAGCUAGCGGCAUCCAAUCGGCCGCUGCGAUGCCUGUGAUGGACAGCGUUACCCACUUCGGUGACAUGGGGCAGUUCCAAGAUGGCGCCUGCCCUUCCCCCUCCACUCCAUUGCCGAUCAGAGCCACGGUAGCUCCGCCCCCUUCCGCUUUAGCUCCGCCUCCUCCACCAGCCCCGCCCCCUCCUCCUCCACCCCUGCCCCUGCUGCCGGGACUGGGAGACCCCUCCACGGGACUCAGGCGGAACAAGAGCGUGAGGAAACUGUUUUGGAAGACCAUCCCAGAGCAUCAGGUGAGGGGGCGUCCCAACCUGUGGACCCAGGGCCCAGUGGAGCGGCACCAGAUCGACGUCCAGACCAUCAACGAGCUGUUUGGUCACGACGACUGUCAAUCAAACAAGACCCCGCCCACGAGAGGAGGGAGGGGCCGGACGUCCUUCAGAGAAACAAAAGAGGAGGUGUGUAUCCUCGAUGGAAAAAGAGGUUUGAACAUUGGGAUUUUCCUCAAACAGUUUAAAAGGUCAAAUCGGUCGAUCGUGGACGACAUCCAGAACGGAAACAGUGAAGUGUACGGACCAGAGCCUCUGAGGGAACUGCUCAAAGUACUGCCCGAGUCAGACGAGGUGGAGAAGUUGAAGUCGUUCAGAGGAGACGUGUCUAAACUCUCAUUGGCUGAUUCUUUUGUUUACCUGUUGGUGCAGGUGCCCAGUUACAUCGUUCGUAUUGAGUCGAUGCUUCUGAAGGAGGAGUUUCCAGCCGAGUGUGAGUCCAUGAAACAAGACAUCACCAUCCUGCGCUCUGCUAUUAAAGAGUUGAUGUCCUGUGAGGAGCUUCAUUCUGUUCUUCAUCUGGUGCUUCAGGCUGGAAACAUCUUAAACACCGGCGGUUACUGUGGAAACGCCGUGGGAUUUAAACUCUCGUCUUUACCGACUUUGGCCGAGACCAAAUCCAACAAACCAGGAAUGAACCUGCUGCACUUUGUGGCUCUGGAGGCUCAGAAAAAGGACGAGAAGCUGCUGGAGUUUCCUCUGAGUUUGACUCACGUUCAGGCGGCGUCCAGAGUCUCUGUGGAGACCCUGGACUCUGAGCUGCAGCGUCUCGUGUGUCGGACUCGAUCCAUGGAACAAAACGCACAACGAGACGCACAACUAAAGCAACAACUGGACACUUUUCUACAGAGCGCCGCGUCCGCCCUGUGUGUGUUGUGCGACUGUCGGGAGCAGCUCAGAGUCGAGUCUGACGACCUGCUGCACUUUUUCUGUGAAGACAAAGACACGUUUAAACUGGACGACUGUUUCAGCGUCUUCAGCUCGUUCUGUCUCCGCUUCAACGCCGCCGUCAAGGAGAACGCCGAGCGCGAGAGGAAGGAAACGGCUCGGACACGCAGACUUCAGGCGCUGGAGGAGCAGAAGAGGCACUCGUGGGCGGCUGGAGAACAGUUGGGCCGUGUGUUCGGUCUUCGCAGCAGCAGCGAACUGGACGUGAACUCGGCCUUAUCCCGCAAUGACGAGGCCGACCUUCUGCUGGAGCUCCUGAGGCCCAGAUCCCAUCCACGCUCUCCUCUUCUACGACGAUCCGGCAGCGUCCGACAGACGAGAAACUCAACCGAGCGAGACGUGAGGGCAUCUGAAGUAAAACACGCAGAGAGGAAAGACAGUUCGAUGAGCCUACACGUCACACAUGAACAACAAACGCCACAAAACGCAGUAAAUGUGACGACGGAAUACCUCAGGGAUAACGCGAAACACCAGACCGACACAGCUACCUCUGAUCUCAACAAUAACGGAAAACAACAUUAUCGUGACGAAGCUAACGGCAAAGACGAAUUUAAACCGGACACGAAACCAAAAUGCGACGCUUCAAAUAUAUCUAUAAUUGUCGAAAAAUGCACGUUGGUCCCUGAACUGAAAGCUUUUGACAAGGUAACCGCGGCAACAGGAAGCAAAGAACAAAAGGAUCUGACGUUUUCAGACUUUGACGAACCAAAUCUCGAGAAGUCAAGCGAGAAAGUCGAGUUUGUAGUUAAAACGAAAGACGACCUUAGCGAUACCGUCAUAGUUUGGUGCGUUACCGGAGUUUGCGAGGCGGAAGAAGGUCAAAAUGGCGAUCAAAACGUCACGGAAACGCCUUCGACCAAUCGCACGGCUUCCGACCAGCAGCCAGCCAAUCACAACGCAGUGCCUAUUAGCAGCCAGCCCAUGCCUUCAACGCGAUUGCUGGAUAUCACUACAGUUGCCUUACAAGCUGGACAAGAAAACCUCGAGAUUGGACGUGGAGAGGUUUUGACCAAUCAGAGUGCAGGAGAGGAAGGAGGGUCAGCCAAUCAGGAGACGGCAGGUGAGGGAGAUCGUCAAGGAAGUCGAUUUGAUUCGGGAAAAGAGGAAGAACUUCGGCAAGAAAUUGAGACGAACGAUUCAAAAGUCGAUCAAAAUACUAAAAUAAGGACUGACGUUUUGGAAAAAGUAAAAAAUAAAACUAACGCCAAGACGGAACAGUUGGCGAAACCGUCUCCUAGGACAAAAACGUCACCAGGAAGUAAAGCCAUCCGAACUUUAACCGCAACAGAAAACCAUAACAUUCGUAGAGUGGUUCCGAUUUCACGGCCGAACUCGGCAAAAGCUCCAGCAGACAGACUUCCAGGGAACCAAAGGGGGAUUUCGUCUUUAACUGUCCCGAGUAGGAGCGCUUCACGUCGGGGAGAGCGUCCAUCCACCGCCCCCUCCUCCAGGCGAUCCAGUUUCAACAGAGCGGACCAAGACCAAACUGCGACAAAAAAGAUGCAAGAAACGAAAAAAGCGCCGACAGAAGAAAAGAUUUGCAGGUCUACCUUAAGGUCGAUGAACCAGAAGGAGGACAGAGGGGUUUUGAGCGCCCCGGUCACCCCCAUUCACAAAACCACGCCCGGGUUUGCGAGAAACACGGCGUCUAGUUCGUUCAGGAGGACAAAUACAGGUUUCGCAAAGACUUCAGCCAAUACCAACGUCGCUUCAUCGCAAAACUCUCCAAAAAUAUCACCCAAAAUGUCGUCUCCUUUGAAAUCGUCUCAAAAAACGUCCAGUUCUAUGCAAAAUGCGGUGAAUUCGUCGUCGAAAAUCUCCUCCGCCAAAGUCUUUCCAUCCACAACUUCGGCAGAGAGUGAAGCAAAAACAAAUCCUAAAGUGUCGUCCCAAAAAAUGUCGUCUUCGUCCAGUGUCACAGCCCAAAAAACGACCGUCAGUUCAACAAAUAACGCGAAUUUUAAAAUAACAUUUCCAUCAAAAGAUCAACAGGAUUCAGAAAUGCUAAAAAGCAAAAAAAUAGCGUCAGAAAUCGCAAAAACGUCUCCCGAGCUGCCGUUAGAUUUCGCAAAUAACGCAAACUUGGAUAGCGUCGAUUCUAGCGAGGCAAGGGUUCGAAAUAUAUCGAAACUGCAUAUCGAUCUGACGAAAAACAGAACUCCGAAGUCUCAGGUUUCAACUAAUUCAAAUCAGAAUUCUCCAAAAAUUCUGUCCGGAAAUGACGCUCUGAAUUUAAGAAACAAUAAUCUGGAUACGCCUCAACUGUCCCAAACCUCAUCGCCGCAAGUUUCUCCUCUGACAAAUUUAUCCUCUCAAAUUACACAAAACGACAACGCACGUCCUGGCGAAGUCAAAACGCCUCAUUUGUCCAAUCUGACUGAUACAAAACGCUCGGAAAACGCAACAAAAUUGGCAAAAUCUCUCAAAUUCCCUUCAAACGCUCCGAGUUCCCCGUCGAAAACGUCGUCUCCUAACGCUACUCCUCGCUCGUCAGUAACCGCACAAUCGCCAAAUAAUAAUUCAAAGUCGUCUCCAAAACCUCCCACAUCUUCGUGUCCGUCUUUGCCUCGUUCCGGGUCAUUCCGAGUCCCGACUUCUUCGCCCAAAAGUCCAGAUUUAGGCUCGAAAGGUGUCAGAGCGUCGCCCCGUUCACCGCAGCUCGGCGCUCCCCCUAGCGGUCGCAGACGGAACGACAGUGGAAAUUUCUCCGACAAAACGGCGCCGUCGACAAAGUUCACGUCUAGACCGACCUGGAGAUAACGAAAAGUGGGAAUAGUUUAGAUUUUAUUUUUGGAAGAGGUACGAAAAUGAGUCGUUUAGUUUCGUCUUUAGUCCAAUUUUCCUUCAAAUAAUGUCGUCAAAAGUAUCGAAAACCGGGCAGUAAUCGAUGCUAAAACGAGUAUCGAAACUAGAUACUCAUCGCGCAAGAAAACUGCAACGAAAAAGACGCAAGAAACCAAAAAAAAAAAAGCACAGACGGAAGAAAAGAUUUGCAGGUUUACCUUAAGGUCGGUGAACCAGGUGUGGAGCGCACCGUUCACAAAACCACGCCCGGGUUCGCACGAAACACGGCGUCUAGUCCAUUCACAAGGACAAAGACAAGUGUCGCCAAGACGUCAGCCAAUAAGAACGCAGCUUCAUCGCAAAACUCGCCUAAAACGAAACUAGAGACUCAUUUUUCGCAGGAAUCGGUCCUAAAAAAGUCCGUCUGAAAUGAACCUUUCCUGAAUCUGUUUUGAAUGAUCUUCAGCUGCAUCGGGACAAGUUUAAGACACGUGGACUAGAACAUGUUCCACAGUAGGGCAUUAAAACUUUUCACUGUAGACGAGCAGGUCAUGCCACUGGACCGAGUCACACGCCAGGUCUGUGGAGAGGCGACCCGCGCUGGCCCGCUCACGGCGACGAUACGUGUUUUUCAAGGCAACUUUGAGCAAUUAAACGCCUAAGAAAGUAAAGUUUAAUGCUGUACUGCGGGACAUUUCGGGCAAUGGAAUGGAAUGACAUCGCCAUGGAGACGAUUGACCCCAAUGAUCAGCAGACCCAAACCAGAAAAGUUCCAAAAUACACCUUUAAAAACACAUUCAAUGACUUAUAUGCAAAAAAUAAAAAUAAAAUGGUAAAAACAGUUUAGUUGUUUUAAAAAAAAAUGGGGAUUAAAAUGUGGGUUUGGUGUUUUAUGAUUUUUAAAAACACAAAAAAUGAGACUUUUGUAGCUUCACUGAUUUGAUUUUAGACGAGUUUGACACUUGUGUAAAUGUAGAUGAACUCUUAGUGUUCAGACAGACACUAAACACAGAGACAGGACUUUGGACCCGUCAAACACCAGAAAACUGCGUGGACGAGCUUUAAUGCCGCACUACGCAACUUUUCUGGCUUUGGCUCGGCCUCGCUCUCGUCUCCAUGGAGAUGUUUUCCAGCGGUUUUCCUGGGAUGUCCCGCAGUCUGGCGUUACACUGACUCGCGUUGCAUUUAUUCAGGUGUAAACGUGCGUUCUGAGGCGAGGCCGCUCCUCCACAGGUCUGACCCGUAACCCGGCCCGGUGGCGUCGCCUGCUCGUCACCGCGGAGACGGAUCGUUUUAACGCCACGUCACGCGGCCUCUCAGGGAAAAACGUAACCGUCCCUAUGGAGACGAGCAAAUGACACAGUGCAGCUUUAAGUGCUUCUGUUGUG